Molecule: messenger RNA, 1223 nt
Organism: Ochlerotatus camptorhynchus
Lineage: Eukaryota; Metazoa; Arthropoda; Insecta; Diptera; Culicidae
Exons: 2
Coding region: 504-1223 (239 amino acids)
Source: RefSeq, a predicted model, not a curated record
UAAUGUGUUUAACAAAAAUUAUUACAUUUGCUCUAUUUUUUUUAGUGUUGUGGCCGAAUAUCAGUAUUUUGAUAUGGGGUUACGUUGAUAAUGCUCGAUGAAUAUAGAAAAAUAUGCGGGAAUCUCAAACAAUUUAGUUCAAGAAAUAUAAAACAUUGAACGAGUAUGUAAUCAGAAAACAUUAAAAGCAAUAAGAAGAUAACAUUGAUUUGUGAUAGCUAUAUUGGAAAUACAUUUCAUAAGUGAUUGCUUGAGUGAACUUUUUCAAUCAGGCAAAAAACAAGAAAAGUUUUUAACAUGUUUACAAAUUAUUAUCAAAGAUAUCCCGUUUUACGGUAGUUGCAUAUCAUGUUAGUACACCCUUUUUGCGUUUUGCAACGAAUUGUGUGAUUACAUAGUUACAAAGUGAUGCUUGAUAACUGUGAUAUCAACUAUAGAUUUGUUUUUCUUUUAGGGCGAAAAGACCGAAAAGCAAAAGCACCAUCAAAAAUCAGUAUUCCACUAUGGUGGAUCUUCUGGAAGACCAUCCGGAUAUAGCCAGAGGCUUCAGUAGAUCUGAUACAGGAGCAUUCUGGAAAAAUCUAGCUGAAGAUUUAAACAGCCUUGGGGGUCCUGAAAAAGAUCCUGCUGCAUGGAAGAAGGUCUGGUUUGACUGGAAGUCAAACUUGAAGCGGAAGUUGGCUCACAAUCGAAGAGAGCAGCAAGCUACAGGGGGCGGCCCCAACAAGAUAGUAGAAUUGACCUGGCUUGAAGAAAGGGUUGUCGCUCUGACUGGGCUCACUGCAGCCGUAGAUGGCAUAGAGGAUUCUAUUGCGUUUGGGGCUCCUGCUGCGGCGGACGAAAAUAACAGUGGCGUAGCCAAUGGUUCAUUUGUGGGCCAUGAUCCCGUCGACGAAUUAUCAGAAGUUGAACUUCAACAAGAGCCCAUCCGCCGAAGACAACCUGGUCAGCGGAGUUUGAGAUUGCUGGAAACGCAAGUUGAACAGCAGCAAAAUUUCCACCAAGAUUUGUUGGGAGUUUUGAAAAUUCAAGCGAAAAAGCUCGACGAUAUGGCUCACUACAACAAGCAAAUUUCUAAGCGGAUGACGGAAAUCCAAGCAGCUCAAGCCCAACAACUUCAGGAACAACGGCGACACAACCUGGAAAUGGAAAAAAUCCAUCUAGAAAAAUUGAAAACCAAAAAAAAAAUUCUUGCAUUGAAACUUCAGCACAUGCAAAUUUAA